UUAGAAGGGUGACUUAAAUUUUAAUUUACUAAUAUCUACUUUUACCUAAAUAUCUUAACAUCAUCACGACUAGCCUGUCAGGAAUGGUACGCAAGUAUACAGAGGGUUACUAACAGCGAAGACAGACAACAAAGGGACAAUGACUGGUGGUCCGCAUGGUCAGCAUGACAAGCUGAUUUCUGAAGCAUCCAGUACCUCUUUGCCCUGUUUCUCCAUGUCUCAGUAUUCCUCGCUCCGAGAGCAACGGUUGAAGUCGCCAGCAGAAGGUCAAGCCCUUCAGGAGCUAUCAAAAGACAAGCCCAUCUUGAAACAUGCCGAAGGCCACACUACUACCUUUAUUAAAACAUUGCAGGAGGUCGAAAAUGGCUUGAUGCAGCAGAUAACAUACUUAAUGCAAGUCACAACAGGUCAGCCACAUGAGGGGUCAUGUUAUGCAGCAGCCAAAGACCUGCAGAUGGCAAUGCACCGCAGUGAGCAUGUCAAGAGUCGGCUGGGCGAACUGGAAAAGCUGAAGCAGGAGCACCUACGGAUGAAACAUUCAGGGUUGGUGCGAGGUUACUCUCUUCCUGAGCAACCCAGGUAGCUUGGGUUUUGCUAGCUGACCUCUGACUUUAUGUUAUGCAAAGGGUAUACUUGCAACAAACCAUUUGUUUGCUUCCAUCAUUGGACAAUGAUCUUGGUAAAAUACAGUGGUCAGAGGCAUGUUGUAGGACUUGACAAAUAGUUGGAAAAAGAGUAAAUUGAAGUUUGGGUACAUGGACAAGAUAGUUUGCCAGAUUUGAACAUCAAAGAACUUCAUACAUGUUAGGUGGUGUUUUAGCGGGUUUGCAGAUAUGGGUUGAUUAACAAACAUUGCUAAAUAGAUGUUGAAGAUAAUGGUAUGCUACAGGUUCCUGCAACUUGCUGAUGAUGAAAUUCAAGGUUACUUUAAAUUCUGGUACUUUAUAAUUAAAUUUCUUGAAAAUUUUUACUUUACAUUUGUGUUUUGGAGGUUUUUUUUGGGAAGGUUUUUGAGAGACCUUGGUUAUUGUUUAGUUAACAAUAAUUAUAACUUUCAAGGCCUGUUUCAAGAUAUGUUGCAGGUCUUUGAUAAAGGAGGAACCAGAAUCAGAAUAAAAAUGGGAAUAACCACACAAAUGCAUUUGUGGCUUUCAUGCAGUUUAAUCAGUAUAUAUAAUGUUAUACAAAGAUGAAAUUUUGUUACAUUUUGUAAUGUGGUGGUAAUGUGGACAUGUUCUAGUUUAAACUUCUUCAUGGUGCUAUGAAUAUUCUUUGUCUGUACUUGAGAGCAUGUACUUGCUGAGGUAGCAUGUUCCUCUUGAAACUUAAAGUAACUGUCAGUAAAAGCGUUAUUUUCUGCUCUCGAGUUACUGCACUACAAUUUGCGACAAAUGUUUGCACAUUUUAUGUACUUUCAUAUGAAUGGGAGUGUAGCCAUCUACAUGCAUCACUAGAGCAAUUUCAAUUCUCUUUCACACACAUUGAAAGAAAAUAAAUAUGUAAAUUCUGAACAAAA
Pomacea canaliculata is the source of this 1516-nucleotide messenger RNA. RefSeq names its product mediator of RNA polymerase II transcription subunit 11-like. The coding region runs from base 140 to 583 and encodes 147 amino acids. NCBI's taxonomy places the organism in Eukaryota, Metazoa, Mollusca, Gastropoda, Architaenioglossa, Ampullariidae. Gene Ontology annotation, molecular function: transcription coregulator activity. The record is from RefSeq and is a predicted model, not a curated record. The transcript has 3 exons. Gene Ontology annotation, biological process: regulation of transcription by RNA polymerase II. Gene Ontology annotation, cellular component: mediator complex.